AUCUGGUUUUGUCUGGAAUGAUUCACAUAAAAAGUCCUGCUGGAGCCGUCAGUUGUUUUUGAACAAGCAAGAGAUGAAACCGGUUCUUGUUUUCCUGUUGGUUGUCACAACUGCAUCUGGGUGUGGCGUUCCCAGUCACAGCCGGGUGGUGAAUGGAGAAGAAGCCCAACCUUACAGCUGGCCAUGGCAGGUUUCUUUGGAGUCCUUCUACCCAACCUGUGGAGGAACACUUGUUGCUCCUGACUGGGUCUUGACUGCAGCACAUUGCAUCACAUUCCACACAUAUAGGGUGGUUCUUGCUGAACAUGACAUGAACAAGGAAGAAGGACCUGAACAAUCCAUCAUGGUCUCCAAAAUGUUCCUCCACCCCAAAUGGAACGACAACUGUGUUUCUUGUGGGAACGACAUUGCCCUGCUUAAACUGCAGAAGAGCGCUGAUGUUAAUGACAAAGUUCAGCCAGCUUGUCUUCCCCAGCAUGGAGCUUCCCUCAGCCCCAACCAGCCCUGUUACAUCACAGGCUGGGGUCGCCUCUACUCCGGUGGCCCUCGGGCAGCGACGCUACAGCAGGCGCUGCUACCUGUGGUGGAUCACAGCGUCUGCAGUCAAAGUGAGUGGUGGGGAAGCUCGGUUAAAACAACAAUGGUCUGUGCAGGAGGAGAGAGCAAAUCAGCGUGCCAUGGUGACUCUGGAGGCCCUCUGAGUUGUGUGGGUCGAGACGACAAAUGGUAUGUCGAGGGAGUGACUAGCUUUGUGGACGGACGUGGGUGCAAUACCCCUAAAAAACCAACAGUCUUCACCCGGGUGGCCUCUUUCAUCCCCUGGAUCAGUGAGACGAUGGCCCAAAACUAAGAAAACAACCACAACUGAAGACAUGAAUAAACUGUUAUUACAUUUUCAUGUUCAUGUUAAGUGAAUUUAUUAAAUAUACAGAUUUUGA
Nothobranchius furzeri (turquoise killifish) is the source of this 938-nucleotide messenger RNA. Its product is annotated as chymotrypsin-like elastase family member 3B. NCBI's taxonomy places the organism in Eukaryota, Metazoa, Chordata, Actinopteri, Cyprinodontiformes, Nothobranchiidae. Gene Ontology annotation, biological process: proteolysis. Gene Ontology annotation, molecular function: serine-type endopeptidase activity. The record is from RefSeq and is a predicted model, not a curated record.